Chlorella variabilis is the source of this 693-nucleotide messenger RNA. RefSeq lists its product as hypothetical. Gene Ontology annotation, biological process: thymidine metabolic process. NCBI's taxonomy places the organism in Eukaryota, Viridiplantae, Chlorophyta, Trebouxiophyceae, Chlorellales, Chlorellaceae. The record is from RefSeq and is a predicted model, not a curated record. The transcript has 5 exons. Gene Ontology annotation, molecular function: thymidine kinase activity; ATP binding. Bases 1 to 693 code for a protein of 230 amino acids.
AUGGCGCUGGGCGGCAGCGACACGGGAGCGCCGGCCACCGACUGGCAGCAGCAGCAGCAGCAGCAGCGGGAGCAGCAGCAUAAUGGCGCGAUAGAGAUAGUGGUGGGGCCCAUGUUCGCGGGGAAGACGACUGAGCUCCUGCGGCGGGUGGCUCGCUACGAGGCAGCCGGGCUCAGCGUGGCGGUCGUCAAGAGCAACAAGGAUGACCGCUACUGCGCCGCCCAUGUGGUCACGCACAAUGGACUGAAGCGGCCCUGCUUUGCGACUCCCAGCCUGGCGGCGUUCAAGGAAGCGGCAGGGGCGGCAUACGAUGCUUUUCAAGUCAUUGCGGUGGACGAGGCGCAGUUCUUCCCAGACCUAAAAGAGUUCUGUGCCCAUGCCGCCGACCACGAGCACAAGCGGCUGCUGCUGGCGGGGCUGGAUGGCGACUUCCAGCGCCAGCGCUUUGGGCAGGUGCUGGACCUGCUUCCCAUGGCUGACAGUGUGACCAAACUGACUGCGCACUGCAAGUUUUGUGACCAGCGGCGUGUGGCUGCAGUCUUCUCUCUGCGGAUCACGGCAGACAGCCGGCAGGAGGUGGUGGGCGGCGCGGACGUGUAUGCGCCCGUGUGCCGUAGGCACUACGUGCAGCUGUCGCAGCUGCGCGGGCGGCCGCUCAGCAGCAGCGACGAGGCAUCCGGCGGAGAGCAGUGA